CAGUUUUAAAAGCGGUUCGGCUCUAAAACGUGAAACCAGUUAGCUGUAGAGGAAACAGUGAGAUGUUUCGUUCAUGUUUAGACAGCUGCUUUUUCCAACGGUCGAAAGUAAGCUAGCAAAGCAAAGCUACAGUGGCAAGCCGUUUUGAUAGCAGCUUAAAGAGUUCUUGUACUUCCAGGAAAAUAAAACUAGUAAUUCAAAAAGGAAGGAACAAAACCAGUCACAGAAAAAAAGCCACAAGUAGCAUUAGUGUUCAAAGUUAAUUAACUUUAGGUGAUUUAUUUAAAACAUGCGAAACUAAAGUCAGCGAGGAACGACAAUAGCAGUCAUUGCCAUCACUCACAGCAACAAAGACUAAUGUAACCCUUUAAAAACACAUUUUAAGGCAGCAAUAAUGCGUUUGACUUGAAGGGCUACAUACUGUUUCGUAUUCAAACCCAUGAAGGCUCUGUGGGCCUCAGCGGGGACCUCCAAGCCGGUUCUGUCUAGUCGACAGGUCCAGACAGUUUUCUACCAGGUACCUGAGCUCAGGGACAUGCACAAGAGCUUCUACUCGGACCUGAAGGCUCGACUGAGUGCACACUGCCAACCUGAGACGAACCAGUCAGGCUUUGAGCUCAUGGUGGGGGAUCUGUUUCUGAAAAUGGUGAACCAGAUCGGUCUGUAUGGGGGUUUCAUCCAAAACUAUGAGGAAGCUGUUGAAGUUGUUCGAAAGUGUACUCACUCGGACCCUCGCUUCAGAACUCUGGCUGAGAGCAUGACUACUAACGGCGCUGAUAAAACCCGGACCAAAUACACCCUUGAAGCUCUGCUUUACAAACCUCUGGACAGAGUCACCAAAACAACACUAGCACUGCUUGACCUCCUGAAGACAACACCAGUGGAGCACAAAGAUUACGUUUCCUUACAGGAAGCUUUAAGAUUGUCCCGCAGCUUCCUGUCUGGUGUCAACGAGAGUUCUCAGAGCAAACGAGAGGUCACACUUAGUCACGGCAUGAGGCGUCAGCUGAUGCGUGAUGGCUUUGUGUUAGAUGCAAGUGAUGGUGAACGCAGCCUGCGUCAUCUCUUCCUCUACACCGACCUCCUGCUGUGCACCAGACUCAAACAUUCAAGCAGAGGGAAGCAGGACCAGUACAGGUUCAGCUGGUUUCUUCCUCUGGCUGGUUUGAAGCUUCACUGGGUUGCAGAGCAGGAACGCCCGUCAGAUACACUCCUUCGCUUACACUCCAUACGAACAAAGAUGUACCACCUCAGACGGCAGCUACGGCAACACACAGGGACUUGGCCAGCUCGUAGCAGGAGGAAGCUGGAGCAGAUGGAGCUUACACUGCUCACACACUCACCUGUGUACAGACUGGAGCUACACAGCCCGAGUGGCAAGAGUCAUACUCUCCUCCACACCUCCCUAUAUGAACUUGAAGAAUGGAGAGAGGCCAUCCACAAGCUCACCAUAGACAACAUAGAAACCGUCCCUCCAGACCUGCUAACCCUCACCAGUGCGUGUGUGAAACUGAGAAUGACUCAGCAGCCACCACUGCACAGCUCAAACCCUGUGGAACAUGAGGAGUGUUUGUGUGGGACUCUGAGUGUGGCGAUCCACUCUGCCUCCGGCCUGCUAGAACCAGGAUGUGUAUAUGUGUGCGUGGAAGUGGAUGGUUUUGAGUUUUACGAUAAACAAGCUCAGACACACUCAUCAGUCCACAGCCUCAGCCCACACUGGGAUCAGGAGCUGACGUUCCUGGUGGACGGGGCUCAGGAGCUGAGGGUGCUGUGUGUGAAACAAUCUGAUGGACAGGAUGAUAUGGUCCUGGGGAAAGCUGCUGUAAAGCUGGAGUCUAAAUCCCUGACUCAGCGAUGGAGAAGACAGACUUUACACCUGGGGCAAGUGGAAAUGGCUCUGUCUCUAAAGUACAGUCCCCACCCGCUAGAACCGCCCAGCUCUACAGCUCAAACACACCCUGUCUUCUGUGUCCCCAUAGAGACUGUGGCUCAACAGGAGGGGGUUCUGGUUCCUCAUGUGGUCCGCUGUUGUGUGGAGGAAGUGGAGAGGAGAGGCAUGGAUGAGGUCGGCAUCUACAGGAUUUCAGGGACCACAAGUGACAUCAACACACUCAAGGCUGCGUUCAACAGCAAUCUGCGUGAAGCCGUCAGCAGGCUUAGAAAUUCAGAUGUGCACGCCGUCUCUGGAGUCCUGAAACUUUACUUCAGAGAGCUACCAGAGUCGCUCAUCCCCUCUGAGCUGUUUCAGAGUCUGGCUGCAGCACUGGACAUCCAGGACAUGAACUCUCGUCUUGUCUCCAUGUUGUCUUUACUGCAAUCCUGUCCUGACCCCAGCCGCCAUACUUUCCUCUACCUGCUGCACCACCUGCAACGACUUUCAGAGAAGCAAGAAAUCAACAAGAUGUCCCUCCUGAACUUAGCUACAGUGUUUGGGCCGAGCCUUGUGCGCCCCCCUGUGGUUGGAGAGGGGCAUUACGGCCCUACUGUUGAUAUUUCCCAGGAGGUUGUGGUGCAGGUCCAGGUGGUUUUCAGCUACCUGCAGUGUAACAACCUCCCUGAAGCUCGGACCUCUCUGCUCCAUGACACAGACGGUGAAGAUGAGACCACCCACAUGUGAGACCACCAUCAGCGUCAGACCCUGUGUAACAGAAGAUGGCAGCAAGAGCUUCCUUAAAAAUAAACUUAUUUAUUAAUUAAAAUAUGGACUAAGACUCUAACACUGACUGUUUCUGUCUAACCUUUUAAGUUUGGUUGUAACGUCAUUAAAGAUAAAUCUUGAC
This is a messenger RNA of Cheilinus undulatus (humphead wrasse), 2780 nucleotides long. RefSeq names its product active breakpoint cluster region-related protein. Gene Ontology annotation, biological process: intracellular signal transduction; positive regulation of GTPase activity. The transcript is spliced from 20 exons. The coding region runs from base 440 to 2617 and encodes 725 amino acids. Gene Ontology annotation, cellular component: membrane. NCBI's taxonomy places the organism in Eukaryota, Metazoa, Chordata, Actinopteri, Labriformes, Labridae. The record is from RefSeq and is a predicted model, not a curated record. Gene Ontology annotation, molecular function: guanyl-nucleotide exchange factor activity; GTPase activator activity.